AAUUUUUAUGAUCUAGGGAUACCUUAAUGAAGGAAAAUAUUUUUUUCUUGGGUUAAUUGACUUCUUAAGGAACAUGUAAGAUAAGGAUACAUGCAUAUGCUUUCUUUUACUUUUCUUUUUCUAGUGGCUCUCUUUGCAUGCUUCAUGUGUAAUGAGGCCGUGCCUCUUCUUUUAUUUUGUACAUAUAAAAAAAUGGAGAGGAAGAAUUCAAUCAUAAGAAAAGAUUCUAUACUGCUAUGUUGCACUAUCUAAGCUGAAUUUGAUUACUAUUGUUGGAUUGUCAAGCUAUUUGAUGGUUCUACGUGGUGGAAGGUUGCAUUCAGUAUUCACUAUGAUUGUAGAGCAUUCUUACAUGAAUAUUUGUUAAUUUAAUUCUCAAGGCUGAUGUAAAGAAGGAAAGAAAAGACCCAGAAAAAAUUAACCAUAUACAAUACUGCAUAGUGUUUUUGAAUGUUGAGCAUAGGAGCACUGUUGGCUGCAUUUUUCUAGAGCAAAAGAAAUUCUAAUGCUCCAUAUAGGGUAAAGAUGUAAAGUCGUAAAAGAUUGAAAAGACUGCUGAAGUUAGAAAAUGGAGAGGAAAAAAUUCUUUAUCAGUGAUUCUAAGGCAUUGCUACAAGGCUAUAUAUUGAACAAAAAUUCUAAAUCUAGAAUCUAAAGAGGGCAACAAAGAAUUUAAACAAGGAAACAAAUUAAUUCUAGCAAAAUUUUAGUAUCUACAUAAUAUUGUACAACUAUACAGUACUUAACCAUGGAAACUAUAUUACAUGGUCAAUUAUAUAAUUCCAAUUCUUCUAAUACUCCACCUCAAGUUAGUGCAAAGAUGUUUUGCACUCCUAGCCUUUUAGUCAUUUUUUGAAAUGCCAAACUUUGAAGUCCUUUGGCGAGAACAUCAGCCAGUUGAUUAGGAGCUCAUGUCUAUGGUGUGCACACAUAACCACUUCUUUGAUGGUAGAAGGAACUUCAUGAGAGGAUAUCUGAAUGACAAAGGCUUGAAAAAAAUGUUGAAAAGAAACAAAUUGAGAGACAAGGUGAUGAGUGCAGGAUUUAACACUUUUUUGGAUGACGAUAGGCAAAUUUCAUUAGGGAUACUAACAUGUCCCAAGAUGCUUUGGGUGGCUUUCAUCCUUGACAUGCUCUAGGAACUUGCCUUCAAUGGUCACCUUGAGCAUGUACAUCACCUUUGUAAGUUUUAAUUGUCCAUUUUCUGAGGGCUUCAACAUUUUAUGGACUUAGUGGUAUGCUGCUGCUUCCACCAGCUACUUCCCAUAAAUCACGACCUUUAAAUAGGAUUUAAUUAUGAUGUCCCAAUUUUUAUAAUUGUGUUUGCUCAAUUGACGAGCCCACUCAUGCUAAAAUCUACCAUUGUGAUCUUUACUAACAAGCUUGGUCUAGAUGUAAUCAAUUCUACCAUCCUAGUUGGUAGUCCACCAUGAUCUUUGUAGCGUCUUGAUCUCUUGGUCCUUUACCACACAAUUUCUCAAAUCGUGGUCCUUAACCAUGCAAGACCUUGAACAAUUGGCCUGUAAUCUCCUUCUCUAAUACCAAAUUGUAGAUAUCUCCUGUGACCUCUAAGAAAUAAUUACCAAGAAAUGUUAAAAAUAUUAUUACCAAAUAUUGGAGAAAUAAGUAUACUAAGAAACUAAUGCACUCAAUAUUUCAUGUAGAAUUUCACCAAAUAUUCAACCCAAAACCAUGCACUGAAGCAAUAAGAGGCCCAUGUCUUCUUAAUUAUCAUAUCAUAGUAAAAAGGCCCACAAGCAAACAACCCAAACAAAAUAGAUUAAAUAAAAAUACUAAAUAGGCCCAAAAACACCAAUUCAAUAAGCUCGUUGAACUCUAAUUCUACAUAAUCAAGUAGCCUAACCUAAUUACCCCUUACCAAACAUUGCUUAAUCCCUAAGCAGUCUUUUUCUUCUUUUACCCAAACCCUCUCUUUCUACCAUAACUCCCGCAAUUGAAAGAGAUGGAGAGAGAAUGGGAACAAGGUAUCUUUAAAGCUCUAAGGGUGAUUCUCUGAUCGUGGUAAUGAAAGGUAACAAUUGUGAUUGGCAAGGAGUGGCGGAAAAAACAAUGACUAAGAGGGUGACAACUAUGACAAUGGUGGUGAUGGAUUUCGAUCGGUGGUUGUGAUUGCAACAGUGGUAGUUGUGCGGUGGCCAAUUUCAAUAAUUGUGGUUCCCUCAUCUAGAAUAGUGUUGAUCUCUUACCCUCAAACAAAUAGCUCCCCCCACCCACUCUUACCCUUUCUUGUAUGAAGCAUUUAGGCCGAUCUAAAGCUUUGGACACAAUUUCAAAAACGAGAAGACCCUUCCUCCUUCGAUCUCUUGUUUGAAACAAUUUAAGGUUAAAAUUUUUUUCACACUAAAAAACUAAGAUUUGUUUCCUCUUUUAAGCUUUUUUGGGUUGUCACAUAUAUUCUUGCUCAAGAAGAGAAAAUAGAUAGUGUGAUUAAGCACCAUUUCUGGUAAAUGGAUGGUGAAGAUUGGCCAGAUCCACUUCCUAAAGGAUGGACAUUGAAGAAGUAUUCUAACGGCAAGGUUUGGGCACAUAAUACGAGGACUGGACAGACAUUUCGUACAAAAAAAGAUCUCCUUCGUUAUGUGCAUUAUGCUGAAAAUGUGCUUCCUCUUUUUGCUAACAACAAUCUCCCAUAUGAAGACUCUCAAGCCGUAGCAGAUUCCAAAGGCAAAGCUGUUGAUGAUUACACAGACGAAUCUGUAAAAGCUUUUGAUGAUAAAGAAGGAAAUUCAGAGCAACCUUCUAACAAUGAAGAUGGCAAUUCGGGGGAAGGUGAUGAUGAUGAUGAUGACGAUGACGACGACGACAACAACAGUUUGUAUGGAGGUUUAGACUUCAGCAAAGGCAUUUGGGGCAUAGAUGAUGUUGAGAUAAUCGAACGCACCUCAUCCCAUGCUUCAGUAAUUGUAACUGAUGUCCCGAAUACCCACAAUAAUCAACUGCCAGAGAGAAACAUGAAGGUCCAGGCUGACCAACAGCCAGAGACGAAGACGAAGGCGAAGACGGUAACUGAACACCGGAGAAACAAGAGAACUGGGCCUCAGAAGAAAUUUAAAAUGCCUCCUAAGCGUUUUCGUGGAUCAGGCUCACGUAAGAACCGUCAUCAGAAGCCUUAGAAAGUUCCCUUAUGUUUGCUCUUCCUAUGAAAACUCCAAAAUACAUGUCUACCUGUAGUGUUUUACUUAUGAUAUUGCUUUUCUAAUUAGGCUA
Vitis vinifera (wine grape) is the source of this 3228-nucleotide messenger RNA. RefSeq lists its product as uncharacterized. The transcript is spliced from 3 exons. The coding region runs from base 2469 to 3134 and encodes 221 amino acids. NCBI's taxonomy places the organism in Eukaryota, Viridiplantae, Streptophyta, Magnoliopsida, Vitales, Vitaceae. The record is from RefSeq and is a predicted model, not a curated record.